This is a messenger RNA of Cataglyphis hispanica, 2934 nucleotides long. Its product is annotated as membrane metallo-endopeptidase-like 1. The record is from RefSeq and is a predicted model, not a curated record. Gene Ontology annotation, molecular function: metalloendopeptidase activity. Gene Ontology annotation, cellular component: plasma membrane. NCBI's taxonomy places the organism in Eukaryota, Metazoa, Arthropoda, Insecta, Hymenoptera, Formicidae. Gene Ontology annotation, biological process: protein processing. Bases 82 to 2823 code for a protein of 913 amino acids. The transcript has 18 exons.
AUGACUUCCACAUUGUGGUAAAGAGCUUUACAAUUCAUUUAUUGUGUAGUUGAAAUCUCAAUCGCAGAUUUUUCUGCGAAUAUGAGGCGAUUUAUUCUUUUUGCCUUUAUUGGCACAUUGCUAAUAAAGGAUGCUACAUCAUCAAUUCAAUCUCCUUCAAAUCUGGCAUGGUUGUUUGGUUUGAAUGAUAAACAGAAUGAUAUCAAAGAGGCUACAAAUGUGUGUGAAAACCAGGAGUGCAAAAAAAUUGCGAAAGUUAUAUCAGAAAGUAUGGAUAAAUCUUUUGAUCCGUGUGAUGAUUUCUACGAGUACGCUUGUGGAAAAUGGCCGGAACAUAAUCCUAUUCCAAAAGGAAGUCGUUCGUGGAGUUUAUUCCAUAUGCUUCAAAAGAAUGUAGAACAACAAGUAGAUGAUAUUUUAAAAGAAGGACCCCAAAAGAGCGAUGUUUUGGCGGUGAAGCUUGCGAAAAGAUGGUAUGCGGUUUGCAUGAAUACAGAUGCGAUGGACAAGCAAGGACUCGACCCAUUGGUUACCACUAUAUCGCGCAUAGGCGGCUGGCCGCUGAUAAUGGACCCGGACGAAUGGGAUGAACAAGAAUACAGUUGGCAGAAAGUGGACGAUAAAUAUAUGCGCCUGACAGGAAAAAAUGUUUUUCAUGACGUGCUCGUAAACAUGUAUAAUCCGAACAAGACCGUAAAGAUCGAUACUCCGCAUUUACCUUUGGAUUCAUACAAACUAUGGAUUGGAAGCCUGUACGAUAGUGAGGAAAUAGAAGACGAUGAUGAAGAUCCGAGUGACGAGCAGGAUAAUCAAGAGCUUGAAAGCGAAGAUGAAGAUGAUGAUAACAGCGAGAACGAUGACGAUGAUAAUGAUAGCGAUGAUGAUACAAACGAACAAAAUGAAGACAUAAAUAAGAAAAUCGGUAAAAGAAAAUCUACAGGCAAAUUUAAUCAUAAAAAAAAUAAAAAAAUACAGCGUAAUAGAAAAACAAAGAAAGACAUUCGAAUUCUCAAGGAGCACAGUAGAGGUCAUAAGACUAAAAAACAAAGAGUAAAAAGACGAGCUAUACCGACAAAGAUCCAUAACAGACAUACUCAGCAUUCUAUUCGUCACGAGAAAUUGCGGACGAGCAAAAGAAAUCGUGUUAGAAAAGUACAAGACGAAGAGAGGACGAAGGAAGCUUUGGUACUUACAUCAACGACACCGCAGAUAAUCACGGAAGAAACGAGCAAAGAAGGUGAAGAAACAGCGCAACAGGUAUACGCUAAUUACAUUUCGAAAGUAGCUCGCAUUAUAGCUAAAGCACGAGGUACUGAGGUCUCAGAAGAACACAUCGAAAAAGAUAUCAAAGAUAUGAUCAAGUUUCAGGUGAAAUUAAUAGAGAUUGUUAUGGAGGCUGAAGAGCCCGACAUGGAAUUAACACUCAAUGAGUUUCAAGAAUGGUAUAACAAAAAGGAGCCUAAAACCACUAAAAGCAAGAUUGAUUGGGUGUACAAAGUUAAGGAAUUGUUUGACGAAGCUCAUGUGUCCGUGGAUGGAGAUUUAAGUCUAGUGGUCGAUUCACCAGAUUAUUUUGAGGCUCUUGUCUCUUUGCUGGACGAAACAUCGAGACGAACAAUCGUAAAUUACAUACACUGGAACUUUUUGAGCAGAAUGAUAGAGGCUACUACGAGUGAAAUGAGAGAAUUAUAUUAUUCGUGGGAAGAUUGGCAACGAUGGGAAGAAGAAGAUGAAGGAGAUGAAGAAGAUGAAGAUGAUGAAGAGGAAAAUGAAGAAGAAAGAAGAUCGUCCAUAUGCAGGGGAAAAAAAGAACUACAUGAUAUUUUAGCAUAUGAAUAUGUGAAAAGACAUUUCUCAGAUAAUAUUACGAAAACGGCAGAGGAUAUGGUCGACGAUAUACAAAAGGAAGUGGAAUAUCAAAUUAAAGAAUCGGACUGGCUAGAUGAGGACACUAAAGAUCAUGUUUUCGGAAAACUAGUGAACAUGAAAAAGUAUAUUGGAUAUCCAAAUUGGUAUAGAAAUAAUACUAUCGUAAAACGAUAUUUUCAAGGAUUCAUUAUCGGCAAUUCGUAUUACGAGAAUACGCUUAGCUACAACAGAUAUCGUAAAUGGAAGGAGUUACGGGAAUUAAAAAAGAAUGAAAACCACGAUGAUACAUGGUGGAUGAGCCCUUUGACAGUAAACGCCUUUUUCUCUCCGUGGUCAAAUUCCAUAAGCCUUUCGGCGGCGGAUUUUCAGAGUCCAUUUUUCGCUUAUGGUCGACCACAAGCUAUUAAUUAUGGUAUUGUUGGAGUUAUCAUGGCUCACGAAGUUAAUCACGGAUUCGAUGAUGAGGGAAUCUUAUUUGAUAAGAAUGGUAACUUCGUGGAAUGGUUGUCUAUAAUGUCCCAAGAGUACAGCAAAAGAGCAAAUUGUUUUGUAGAGCAGUUUAAUAAUUAUUCCAUUGAAAAAAAUUCUAAUUGGAAAAUAAAGAACUAUGGCAAUCAAACGUCGGGUGAGAAUAUCGCAGAUACAAUGGGAUUACAGGCAUCAUACAGAGCUUAUCAAAGGAGGGAAAGAGAGUGUGGAAAACCAGAUACCAUAUUGCCAGGCUUGGAAGAAAUCACUAACGAUCAGCUUUACUUCCUAUCCUUUGCCAAUGUAUGGUGCGAAGCUACUAUUGAUUCAAAUACUACUUUGAUCCGUGCCAAAAUGGACGCACAUAGUACUGGACGUUUAAGAGUGAUAGGCUCUGUUUCGAACUCACAAGACUUUGCCAAAGCUUUCAAUUGCCCUGUUGGUAGUGCAAUGAAUCCCGAAAGAAAAUGCAAUAUCUGGAAGUAACAAAGGAAUCUUAUAAAUUAAACUUAAUCGAUGCGUAUAUAAAAAUAUUCGACAUAGAUGUUUUAUCUCUGUAUAUCAUUGAAUAAACUAACGCAUAUUGUGUAAAGAUGA